ACCAGCAAUUCUGAGAGCAAGAAACAUGAAGCUCCCUGUUUUCGUAGUAGAUGCCUUUACAGCAAAAGCAUUUCAUGGAAAUCCUGCUGCUGUUUGCCUCCUAGAAAAUAAAUUGGAUGAAGACAUACAUCAAAAAAUUGCAAGAGAAAUGAACCUCUCUGAAACGGCUUUUAUCCGAAAACUGCACCCAACUGACAACUUUACACAAAGUUCCUGCUUUGGAUUAAGGUGGUUCACGCCGGCGAAUGAGGUUCCUCUCUGCGGCCACGCUACCCUGGCUUCCGCAGCUGUGUUGUUUGACAAAAUAAAAAAUGUGAACAGCACUCUAACCUUUGUCACUCUGAGUGGGGAACUGAAGGCCAGAAGAGCAGAGGAUGGUAUUAUCCUGGACCUACCUCUUUAUCCUGCACACCCCCAGGAUUUCCAUGAAGUGGAGGACUUGAUAAAGACUGCCAUAGGUGACACCCAGGUCCAAGACGUGCGCUAUUCUCCAGAUACCCGAAAACUCCUUGUCCGGCUCAGUGAUACUUAUAAGAGGUCAUUCCUGGAGAACCUGAAGGUGAACACACAGGAUCUGCCACAGGUGGAAAACACAGGGAAGGUGAAAGGGCUCAUUCUCACCCUUAAAGGAGAGCCUGGAGGGCAGACCCCAGCGUUUGACUUUUACUCCAGAUACUUUGCGCCGUGGGUUGGUGUGUCUGAAGACCCCGUAACAGGGUCUGCACAUGCUGUUCUCAGCAGCUACUGGUCCCAGCAACUGGGGAAGAAAGACAUGCAUGCCUUUCAGUGUUCCCGCAGAGGAGGAGAACUGGAGAUUUCACUGCAUCCUGAUGGACGGGUUGACAUUAGGGGUGGCACUGCUGUUGUUUUGGAGGGCACGCUAACAGCCUAGAGGUGGUUGUGGUUCGAUGCUAAGAUUUUGAAUAAGUAUUUUCUGUAUAAAAAGAAAUGUAAGCAGCCUUUACCAAACUUGCAUAGCAGCUCAGUUCAUCCUCAUGUUAGAAAUAGGAAAAUGAAGACAUAUUAAUGGAAAUUUCAUCAUGCUUCCUGACUAAUUAAUUAAUGGAGUUUUGGCUCUGCCCGUGGGUGUAUUUGAAAUAGAAGUAACCAAUAACAAAGAACAAUGUUGCCGCCUUUGAUUCUGACUACCAAUCACAGAAUGAGGGGCACAUUUAUGAGGAGUAAGAUCAAACCAUUUAAACUUAGGUGUGAGUAUCUGAUAGACUAUUUCGUAGCCAUUAAAAAGACCCAGUAACUAUGUGGAAAUACUGAAAAAUAUCUCAUGACAUAAUACUAAGAAAGGGAAUUACAGCGGACUACAGAAUGUUAGCAAUGUUCUGUUAUGCCUGUGGACAAUAUGAAUGUAUAUGGAUAAAGACAGGUCAUGAAGAGAAAAAGGUGACAGCUGUUCAUAUGUGUGUGGGGGUAAGAUUGGGAGUCAUUUUAAUGCACCUGAAAAAGUAUUUCCCUUAUUGGAACACACUCAUGUUCAAUAACUAAAAACCAGGAUAUAUAACAGAAUACAAAACACCCAGAAAUUUCAAAAAAUGUAUGUGUAUUUAGUGUGAUAAUAAAACUAAACACUAAAAGCAAUAUAAUAUCUUUAUCUUGAUGUAUAGCUUUAGAGUGGUAACUUAAAAGGCAUUCUCUUACCUUAAUAAAAUUGGUUCUA
This is a messenger RNA of Ailuropoda melanoleuca (giant panda), 1672 nucleotides long. RefSeq names its product phenazine biosynthesis like protein domain containing (gene PBLD). The transcript has 9 exons. Gene Ontology annotation, cellular component: cytoplasm. Gene Ontology annotation, molecular function: isomerase activity. Gene Ontology annotation, biological process: biosynthetic process. The coding region runs from base 26 to 892 and encodes 288 amino acids. The record is from RefSeq and is a predicted model, not a curated record. NCBI's taxonomy places the organism in Eukaryota, Metazoa, Chordata, Mammalia, Carnivora, Ursidae.